GAUCGUAUUUACCACCUUCACAUCAGUUACAUUUAAUUGUCAUUUGUCGGUCGUGCGUUUUUAUAGGUUAUAAACAAACGUGUUAUUUCUGAUAAUUUUAAAAAUGGUUAAAAAAUCGCAAAAACGGAAAUUGCAAGACACCAAAGUUGAAGAAAUAGUUGCGCUUCCAUCAAAACGAUCAUCGGAUGAACCAAUACCGAAGAAAGUGAAAUGGAUUAAUAAACAACGCGUUAUGGUUUUUGCUUCCCGUGGUAUUAGUUUUCGGGAUAGACACUUAAUGGAAGAUUUAAAGAAAUUGAUGCCUCAUCAUAAGCCAGAAUCAAAAAUGGAAAGAUCAAAGACUUUAUCGGUAAUCAAUGAAAUGUGCGAAAUGAAAAACUGCAAUAAAGCGGUCAUGUUUGAAGGUCGAAAAAAGAAGGAUUUGUAUUUAUGGAUGUCUAAUGUUCCGAGUGGUCCUUCCGUUAAAUUUUUUGUGGAAAAUAUUUACACAAUGGCUGAAUUAAAAAUGACUGGAAAUUGUCUACGAGGAUCCCGUCCCUUAUUAUCAUUUGACCCAACUUUUGAAGAAAAGCCCCAUUAUUCCCUUUUAAAAGAAAUUUUAUCACAAAUAUUUUCUGUUCCAAAUCAUCACCCAAAAAGUCAACCAUUCUUUGACCACGUUUACACUUUUACCAUCUUAGACAACAGAAUCUGGUUUAGAAAUUUCCAAAUUUUAUCUGAAGAUGGUGCUCUAGCGGAAAUUGGGCCCCGUUUUGUGUUAAAUCCCGUCAAAAUCUUUUCGGGUAGUUUUGGCGGUGUUGCUUUAUGGGAAAAUCCCAACUAUAUCAGUCCAGCAAAGUUCCGAUUACAAUUUAAAUUGAGCACCAAGAAUCGCUACAUGAACCGGUUACAACAAAAGGUUCAUGCCGAAGCCACAAAACCUAAAGAAAGUUAUAAAUUCCAUCCUUGGCAUGGAGAUACCAGGGAAAUUGCUCAAAAUUUAAUGGAAGUGGAAAAUGCGAAAAAUGAAAAUUGCGAAAACGAAGGGAAAGAGGUUAAAAAUGAUGAUGAUGAAGAUAUUAAAGAGGUAAAACGGGUUAAAAAAGUUGGGAAAAUGACAAUAAAAAAAGAUGGAGUUAAAAAUGGAAAAAUAGUGAAGAAAAAAGGGGUUAUUGUAAAGAAAAAUCGUUUAAAUAUUCGAAAAAAAGUAGGUGUUAAUAAGAAGAAUGCUAAAAAUGUUAAGAAAUAAAUAAGUUGGGUUAAUUAAGAAUAAA
This is a messenger RNA of Onthophagus taurus, 1253 nucleotides long. Its product is annotated as ribosome biogenesis protein BRX1 homolog. NCBI's taxonomy places the organism in Eukaryota, Metazoa, Arthropoda, Insecta, Coleoptera, Scarabaeidae. Gene Ontology annotation, molecular function: rRNA binding. The record is from RefSeq and is a predicted model, not a curated record. Gene Ontology annotation, biological process: ribosomal large subunit assembly; rRNA processing. Gene Ontology annotation, cellular component: nucleolus.